AUGUGUCUCACCUCGGACACACCACCUCGGGUCCCGAAGGAUGCCGGCGACCGGGGCUCCUUCGUGGCCUUCGCCCACAGCGUCCUGGACUGGUGCCUGAUCCAGAUGAAGACCAAGGCGUCCGGGGAGGUGGUCCCGCCGCGGCCGGGCCCGCCGGAGGACCGGGCCCCGCCGGAGGCCCCCUCGCCGGAGAGGCUGACGGCCUUCUCGCUGGAGCUGGCCACGCUCUGCUCGUGGCUGGAUCUGCACUCGGUCUUGUAUGGCCGGCGGCUGGCCCUUCUCAGCCAGUACCGGCGCGGCUUCAAGGCGGCCUUCCCCCAUGCGGAGGCCGGGCCUCGUGACGACCACGGCCGGCUGCCCCCCACCUCGUCGGUGGUCGCAAACCACCUGUAUGACCUCCUGCAGCGGACUCGGCUGUGA
Fonticula alba is the source of this 420-nucleotide messenger RNA. RefSeq lists its product as hypothetical. NCBI's taxonomy places the organism in Eukaryota, Rotosphaerida, Fonticulaceae. The record is from RefSeq and is a predicted model, not a curated record. The transcript has a single exon. Bases 1 to 420 code for a protein of 139 amino acids.